Molecule: messenger RNA, 1454 nt
Organism: Helianthus annuus (common sunflower)
Lineage: Eukaryota; Viridiplantae; Streptophyta; Magnoliopsida; Asterales; Asteraceae
Product: F-box/FBD/LRR-repeat protein At1g78750
Exons: 2
Coding region: 775-1323 (182 amino acids)
Source: RefSeq, a predicted model, not a curated record
AGGAAGCAAGUUAAGAAGCUAAACAAUGAGUUCCAUAGGUGAGAAUGUAGACGACAGGAUUAGCAGGUUGCCUGAAGAUAUUGUUUCACACAUACUCUCUCUAAUGCCUAUGAAAUUUGCUGUGCGAACUAGCAUUCUAUCUAAAAGAUGGAGAUAUAGCUGGAUGUUUGUCAUGAAUCUCGACUUUGGAGAAAUUCACACCAUGGAUAGUCUACAUAGCUUGACUAUAAUUGUUGACCGGAUUCUAAAGUUUUGCACGCCAUCCCAAGUCAAAUUAUUCCGAUUACGCUUUCCUGUAAUUUGUGCUCGAGUGUCACGUGUUUCAAAUUGGAUUGAUGAGGCAGUCAGGUUAAAGAUUAGUGAGCUUGACUUACAGGUUCAUCAACUUCAGUUGCCUCCAAGCAUGUUCACUUGCAAGACUCUCACAAAAUUAAGAUUAUAUCCUAGUUACUAUGAUAGUGAGAAUGUUUGGGAGUUUAAGUGUCCGGUCAAUCUUCCUUGUUAUUUCUAAUCCUUCUGUCAAUGCAUUUAAACUCAUCGGUGGUUGUCCAAUGCUUGAAAACUUAUCUUUGGAAGUAACAUGGGGCACAUAUGAAAAAGAUUACGUAUUCAACAUCCCAACUUUGAAACGACUGAAACUGACAUGGGCCAAAUGUUCAACACGUUUUCACAAAGUUAUAUUAAACGUACCUAAUCUUGAAUAUUUAUUUGUCGGUGGAGUAUUGUGUUCGUCUUUUGUAGUGGAAGACGUGUCAUCUCUGGUUGAGGCAUGUUAUGUGGUUUGAGCUUAUAAACGGAAUAAAUGGAGUUAAAUCUCUAUCAGCUGUAAAUACAACUCACCUUAUUGACUUCGACAUCCCAUUCACUUCACCUUUUGGAGUUGAAUCUCUUCCCAUCUUUCCGAAUAUGAACCGCUUGGAGUUGAAGGGUUUUUGGCAUUCUGGACUAAUCCCUCAAUUUCUUGAAAGUUGUCCUGAGCUGAAACAUUUGUGCAUUGAAAAAGUAGUUGACCGGUGUAUGAAGAAGCAUGAAGAAUAUAGCUGGGUUAAACCAGAGGUGGUUCCGGCCUGUGUGGUAACAAAACUUACAACCAUCAAGUUCUCAAUGUGCGAGCGGUCGGAAUGUGAUCCAGCGUUUCUAAAACACCUGUUGUGGAAAUGUGAUCUACCGGUUCUAAAAUACAUGUUGCAGAACGCAGAGAUGUUGAAGUUGGUAACAAUCACUUGGGAAAACUCGAGCAUAGAAAAAGAAACGCUGUCGUGCGCAAUGUUGCUUAAGCUUCUUCCGAGGGCUUCUAGAUAUUGUGAGAUUUACUUUCAAUGAAACUGGUCUCAUAAUACAUUUAUGCAAUGAACAUGAUAUACAUAUGUAUUAUGCCAUGUGCGUGUACUCGGUCUUCUCUUCUAGAACUAUAAACUAUCUAUGUUAAUUUUACAAUGGUGAUUUAAUUGUCA